Miscanthus lutarioriparius is the source of this 576-nucleotide messenger RNA. The record is from the annotation of a GenBank genome assembly. NCBI's taxonomy places the organism in Eukaryota, Viridiplantae, Streptophyta, Magnoliopsida, Poales, Poaceae.
AUGUGGACUUCCUUCUUCUACAUGCUGCAGUUGCUGACUGUACCCAGAAACAAGAUGUGGAUUGCGUCCGAGUGCAAAGGAUCGCUGUGCAUUUCUGAAUGCAUACAGUUUGAACACAAUCUUAAAACAGAUGAGAGCAAAUGGAGAGAACUCAACGAAAAGGAGCCACAAGGGAUGCAGGGGCUUCCGGGCAAUGCUGCUGGCACCAAGGUAAAACGUCCAUACCCCCUGAACAAACAGCUCGUAAGGCGGAGGUAUGUUUCGACCUUCUCUGUCAUCAGCGGCGACUACUGUGCUGGUGUUGAUUACAACAAUCUGAACAAGGAAUGCCCAUAUCACUGUAGCCAGCGAUUGAAAUCCUCCAUCGCAUGUAGCAACAAGGCCACCAUGAAAGUACUUGGCAACAUUGCUGUAAUUGUUGGACUCGCUGUCAGUGCUGGACACAACAUAGGAGAGGAUGGGCAAGAAGAGCGUGGUGGCUCCGAGGAAGACGAAGCGGGUGAAGGGGUGAUGACGGUAGCGCUGGCCGUAGGCGCCCAUGGCGACUAUGACCCCAGCCAGCACGACAUCGGUUAA